AUGUAUGGUUGUAAAAGUGGCUUCCUUAGUUUUUUUGGUGGGGGGCAUCGGGUUCCUCCACCUGUGCUGAACUUGUCCAUCAGGGGGCGCCCACAUCCGCCACAAAACACCCUAUUCCUAGACAUCUGGGUUCUGCAAGCCCUUAGCACGCCAACUGGGGGCAGAUCCGAGGGAGCUCCCAGCCUCUCUCGCUCCUCCCUCCUUGCCUGCUUCUGCCGAUCGGGGAGGCAGGGAUUUCACACUAGCCAUUCAUUUGUCAGCCGUGGGGGAGGGGACGUAGGAGCGCAAGAGACUGAGCAAAGGCUGGGAGAAGGGAAGGGAGGCAGAGAAGAUGGAGCCAGAAGACGGAGAGACAAAGAUGAGAAACGGGACAUAGAUAGCAAGACUGUCUUUCAGUCUGUGGGUGUGCGCACGGUGGGACAGCUCUCCCUAGGACUUGCUGGGGCGCAGCUGGAUCGGAGAGCAAAUAGUUUAAGCUAUGACACUAUUUUUCUACCUCGUUCUCCGCUGCCUAACACAGUGGCCGCUCCACGCCCAGUGACACAGACAGCGAGCCGGGACAACCCUGAUGCCCCCAUAUCCGCGCGCACUAGGGAUGUCGUCCGGAGGCGCCCACACCUCUGCAGGGUGUCAAGCUUUUCCCGCCCAGGAGCUUCCCAGACCUCCGCGGCACUCCAACAACCCCACCCCCAUACCCUGCUCCCUCCCGGCCGUCCUCCGCGCUCCGCGCGCAGGACAAAAGAACCCUGGGGCACCGAGGAGGGCCUUGACAGCCCCCAAGUCCCCAAAGAGACGCAGCCGGGGGACCCUGCCCAUCUCCCGGCCGGACCUCUUCCCAGACUGCCUGCGGGCAGAGGGGGUCACGUCCGCCCAGGUCCCGGGCUGCUGGGGCGCAGGACCGUCCUGUCAGGAGCUGCCCUGGAACAGCAUUCCAGGAACACCAGGUUAACAAAAAACAACAAAAAAAAACAAACAAAAAAAGACGAAGAAGAAAAAGAAGAAGAAAGAAAAGAAAAAGAAAGAAAGAAAAAAGAAAAGAAAAAAAAAGCUCAAGGUGCCAUUGGUCCCUCCUGCUCUCCAGCUCAAGACCCCACGACUUUUCUAAGGGUUCGCUACAAUUCUCUUCCCUCCCUUCCCCCAAUUCCGUUAGUCCUUCUACCCCCACCCGAUUCCGGAUUUCUUUUGUCUGCAUCUUUUCAGCACCACGGUCCCUCGGUAUUCCUCUCUCCAAACGUCCUUCUGAAAGUUACCUGCAUUUUUAAAGUGCAUAUAUUUUCUUAACUUCGCCU
Messenger RNA from Panthera uncia (snow leopard), 1289 nucleotides. RefSeq lists its product as uncharacterized. The transcript has 4 exons. The record is from RefSeq and is a predicted model, not a curated record. The coding region runs from base 1 to 1281 and encodes 426 amino acids. NCBI's taxonomy places the organism in Eukaryota, Metazoa, Chordata, Mammalia, Carnivora, Felidae.